This is a messenger RNA of Spinacia oleracea (spinach), 1331 nucleotides long. RefSeq lists its product as uncharacterized. The record is from RefSeq and is a predicted model, not a curated record. The transcript is spliced from 7 exons. The coding region runs from base 205 to 888 and encodes 227 amino acids. NCBI's taxonomy places the organism in Eukaryota, Viridiplantae, Streptophyta, Magnoliopsida, Caryophyllales, Amaranthaceae.
GAUCUAUCGGAUCCAAACCCGACCCAUUUCUGUCGCCGAAGAAGUUAAAAUCAAAUUCAGGUAAAGUUGUCAGGCGGUGAACCACUCUCUCUCGGGAAUCUAAAAUACCAAUUCGACCUCUUGAUAACACGAAGAAGCAUGCGAUCAGGGUUUCCAAUUCGAUUGUCUUCAAUUUCUUAAAAUUUUCAAUUGACAUGCCCGAACAUGGCGGAAGAUAACGACAACCAUAAAAAGGAAGACGGCAGCAAGAAAUUGUGGGGAAUUGUGCUCUUCAGUUUGAUUGGCGCCACUGCAACCACCUUUGCUGUUGGACAACUGAGACAGUUUGGGCGAACUGUUGAUUGGAUUUCUACCCAGUUUUCCAGGAUGCAGUCAAAUAAAGGAGGAAGUGGUUCUUUUAGAUCAUCUUUUCAGGAGGACGCACGUAGAAGGUACAGACAGCGGAUGCAAGAGGAAUAUGAAGAUGAGCUAGAGAGAGUGGAGCGCAUACGUCGUAUGCAAAGUGUGUUCAACAGAGAGAGAAAUAAGUAUAAAAGAAGCUAUGAGAGCUGGAGAGAAAAUGGGACUGGUGAAUAUCAUCAACAUUUCCAGCGGGAUGAUUGGUAUUGGACAGCUGAGUCUUCCUUUAGAGAUCGAAAGACAAACCAUAAACAGACGCCUCAAAAAAAUGGAUCUUAUUCUUUAUCUCGCCACUAUGCAGUCUUAGGCCUUGACAGGCUAAGAACAAAAUCAUACACUGAUGAGGAGAUAAAGUCAGCCUUCAGAGCAAAGGCAUUGGAGUUCCAUCCUGAUCAGAACCAGGAUAAUAAAGAGGUUGCUGAAGCGAAAUUUAAAGAGGUAAUGACGUCGUAUGAGGCUAUAAAAUCCGAAAGGAAGGAUGUAAAGUAGAGGACAAUUAGUACAUAAAUGUGUCACAAAUACUUCCUUUUAGCUACAUAAGGAAUCAGCUCAUCAAAUCCUACAAAUCUGUUUCUAUGUAGUUCAGUGCUUUUUUGAGAGUUCAAGAGCAAGUGUUGUAAUGUAGGAUGCUUCUUUCAUCGAUCAAUUUCAGCUUCCCAAAAAAUGAUUGGGGCCAACAUGUUCUUAGUGCAACAAAUUUUGGAGCCGAGUCCUUACGCUUGCCACAGGAUGUGAUGUUAUGGCAAAAUAAAAAGUAAAAUAGAUAAUCCCCUUUCCUGUAUAAAGUUCCAUACGUGUGUAUUCUGGUGAUCAUCAAUGAAUGUUGUAGUGAACAUUUAGUUGGCUGUAAAAAAGUCGUGACCGAAUAAUGGAGUAAUGGUUUCGUUAUAUUUCAUAGGGAAAAAUCGUUGUUUGACUGGAUAUUAGACUGA